AUGACCUGCAUGGACAGACCCCCAGACGUGAUGGGAACUCCAACAGAACAACGGUGGGAAUUGCAGAGUGAGGGCCACGCAGAAGGGUUCUUCACUGCAGCUGUCCAACUGAGGGGACAGGACCUUCUGGUGGAUAUGACUGUGACUUUGGGUCUAAAGAACUAUAAAGCCCACAGCAUCCUUCUGGCUGCAGUCAGUUCUGUCUUUCUGCAGCGUUUAGAGCAUGAGGAGCAAGAAGUGAUGAAGCUGGACGGUGUGACCACACCAUCUGGCUGGGAGGCCAUUUUGAAUUUUGCCUACACAGGAGAGUUAGAGCCCACCCCAGUCAAGGCUGGAGACAUCCUAGAUGCAGCCGAGGCCCUGGGAGUCCCUCGUGUGGCUGAAAUCUGCAAGACAGUGUUGAUAGGGACAGAGAAUGGGGACAGACUGAGUCCAGCAGAAGAGAAAUGGAAGACGUUGCAGAGGCUAGAAGAGCUGUACAAUGAAGGCAUUGGCUGGGACCUGGAACUUAAAGCUGAAGGAGAUACAUUUCGAGUUCACCGCCUGGCCUUGGCUUGUGGCUGUGAAUUCUUCCAUGGCAUGUUUACCAGCGGCAUGAAGGAAACUCAACAGGCCAAGGCCCCUCUUUGUACCCAAUUCACUGCAGCUGAUCUGGGGCUGAUCAUCUCCUUUGCUUACUCAGGAGUGCUGAGAGGUGGAUGGGAUUAUAUGUUUGAAGCGGCACAGGCUGCCCUUCAGUACCAAGUCUCUGGCAUCUUGGAUCUCUGCCUGGAUCUAUUCCACUACAAGCUCACCCCAGAAUCCAGUUUGGAUGUCCUGUCCUUUUCCUGUGCUUAUGACCUACAUGAUCUGGAAAAAUCUGCAGAGAAGUUUAUAUUAAGCAACUUUGCUCAUGUCAUGGAAACACCCAAGUUCCUAGAUCUUCCCCUGAACCAGCUGGUGGGCUUCCUUGGUGCUGAUUCCCUCUACAUCCUCAAUGAACUAGAAGCCUUCCAAGGAGCCAUCCGUUGGUUGGAUGCUGACUGGGCUGGGCGGAUGAACUGUGCUGAGAAAGUUUUGAGCUGCAUCCGAUUCCCACUGAUGUCCACUCGAGAGCUCAAACAGGUGCGGAAAGAAGAGAUGAUGGCUGCUCCUGGUCGCCUCUACACCCUCAUGGUUGAAUCCUUAGCUAGCAUCCCACCAGGUCCUUCCAAGAUGGAGCAACUUCCUUGCCGGGUGAGAUAUCCAGAGAAGGUCAUCGUGAUUAGUGGAGGAGAUACUCUGACAAAGAAUAUGGCUACUCGCAGCCCAUGCCAGGAUUUCUGGUUCACCCACCGCUUCCUCAGUGGCAUCGGCUUGGUCAAACAAGUGGAGUGGCGUUGUCUUGGAAAACUCCCAGAGAAACCACGAUUCCGGCAUGCCGUAGCAGUCAAGGACAAUGUUAUGUAUCUCUUUGGGGGAAAGCAUUAUUACGGCGUAAGGGAUACCAUGUGUUCAGUGUUCAGGUUUGAUCCUCUUUGCCGGAGUUGGGAGCGACUGGCUGACAUGACAAAUUGCCGGAGUUAUUUUCCUGUCGUUUUCCUGAAUGGUUUUUUCUACGCUCUGGGGGGGAGCUCCAAUGAAGUUUAUUGCCUGGAUCUGGUGGAGUGCUACGAACCUCAGAGCAACACGUGGAGGCCUUGUGCACCCUUGCCUACCCCAGUCUGUGGCCACGCAGCCUGUGUCCUGGAUGGGUGCAUCUAUAUCUCAGGGGGCAGCGACGGCUCAUGCCGCUGCCAGUCCUCUCUGAUUCGGUAUCGCCCAGAUGGCCCACCUUUCCUUCUGGCCCCCAUGCAGGAAGAGCGUGCGGGGCACAUCAUGGAGGUGCUGAAUAGGCGGAUCUAUGUGGCUGGUGGUCUACGAUGGCGGGACGGGCACGGGGGCUACGCUGACCAACUGACCUGUGAGGUGUACAGCCCAGAUCAGGACAUGUGGGUCACCUUGAGUCCUCUUCCCCAAGCUCAUGUCAUCGCUGCCUCUGUUGUCCUGACGGGAGAGCUCUACGUCAUGGGGGGGUAUAGCCAUAACACCUAUCGGGAUACGCAUCUCAUUCAUUGCUACAACCCUUCCCAUGACCGUUGGGUCAAUAUGGGGACGAUGCCUCAGGCUUACGCUGAUCUAAAGGCCUGCGUCUUAGAAGUGCCCCCCUCCCUUAGACAAAGUGAACCGUCCCUCACAUAUGCUCCCAACGAAGAUGACCCUCCUGGUUCUUUACUGGAUUUGCCCUAUCAAAACUCCGGAUCAAGCUGCUGAAAGGCUCGAGUAUAGCAUGGCGUUUCAGGUCCUGGAUUUGCAGUGGACAGAGCCCGGUUCAAGUCCCUCCUUGGGUGACUUUGGGUCAGCUACCUCACAGGGUUGUUGUUGUGGGGAUAACAUGAGGA
This is a messenger RNA of Candoia aspera, 2399 nucleotides long. RefSeq names its product kelch like family member 33 (gene KLHL33). Lineage: Eukaryota; Metazoa; Chordata; Lepidosauria; Squamata; Candoiidae. The record is from RefSeq and is a predicted model, not a curated record. Gene Ontology annotation, molecular function: protein binding. The transcript is spliced from 4 exons. The coding region runs from base 1 to 2271 and encodes 756 amino acids.